AUGGAGAGAGGAUUAUUAGAAGACCUGUGCCGAGGGGCACGAAUCCCAGUAACCAAAGCUGUGCUGGUGGUGGGGUUCCCAGAAGAGAUGGAACCAAAUGAAAUUGAGGAGAGCCUAGAUGCAGCUGAAACACUGGGGAGGGUAAAGGUCCACACCCGUAUUUACAACCGUAAAGUGAAGGGCAUGAUAGCACUAUGUACUCACUCCAAGGAAGCAGAUCUUGAUAAAGUGCCCAAAGAGGUGAAAGUAGAAGGUAUCCCCUGGACAAUCCUCAGGGCAGAGCAGUCCCCUCCUAGUGAGCUUGUGUCACUUGAGGUGGAUUCUUUAGUGCAGAAAUUGCAAGCUCUGAUGGUGGAUGAGAAGCGGACAAGAGAAGAAUUAAGAAUUAGGAGGGGGUCCAACACCUGCAGCACCCAGCCUGGUGGCAUGGGCCAAAGAGCUGAGAAACGCUCUCAAAGAUGCAUUGAAGCCGGAGAGGAUGAUUAUGAGACCUGGAGGGAUUUUACUGUGCCACUUGUCCAAGAGUGGGAAUGCCCUGAUGCUGAGAAGUGGAAACAUGUGCUUGAGAGUCUGAGGGGACCUGCCAUGCGAAUUAUCCGAGCCCUGAAAGACUCACAACCAGCUGCCACAGUGCAAGAUUAUUUAACCGCUCUUGAGAGUGUGUGUGGUACUACUGAUAGCAGUGAAGACCUGUAUUAUUGUUUCCGCCUUACCUAUCAGGACCCCCACGAACAAUUGUCGGAUUUCAUCAGGAGACUAGAGGAUUUGCUACAGCAGGUAGUGCGGAAGGAGGGCAUCCCCACCAAGUGCAUAGAUUCUGCUAGGUUGGACCAAAUCCUUCAGGGCACCCUACAAGAUGGGUUAAUGUUGUGGCGACUGCAGCUGAGGGAGCGGGCCCAAAACCCACCCCCAUUCCACAAGCUCAUUCGAGAGAUACGUGAAGAGGAGGAGCGAUUGUUGCAAGUGGAUGCAGUGGGCGUAGAAGAAGCAAGAGCUGCGAUCCAUCUCCCGCAGAAGAUGGAUGCGGGAUCGUACAAAGGCACCUCGGGCCUGAAGAUUGUCAAGGGCCUGGAGCUACUCCUGCUUCUCCCAGUACGCUCCACAGAGGGGUGGAUCUCCGGGGCUGGCGGCCAGACGCCUCUUCAGCUCCAAUAA
Mauremys mutica (yellowpond turtle) is the source of this 1155-nucleotide messenger RNA. Its product is annotated as paraneoplastic antigen Ma1 homolog. The transcript has 3 exons. Bases 1 to 1155 code for a protein of 384 amino acids. Lineage: Eukaryota; Metazoa; Chordata; Testudines; Geoemydidae. The record is from RefSeq and is a predicted model, not a curated record.